CAUCGCCGUGAGGUGUCGUUGCGUGUCGAGUUGUCUAGCUGCAUUAAUAACAUCACAAAAGGCUGCUGAAAAACGGGUCCCAUCCCCAUACACAAUCUCUCGGAAGGAAGGGAUAGAUAAUUUGUGGGCGAGAAAAUUCACAACAACAUCACGACGACGACAUACGGACGGACGACCGGUUGGAUGUCGGCGGUCUGAUCGAUAAUCCCUUCCCCCGUUAUGUGCGCUGUUGUGCAUCUAUCCGUUGUUUGUACGUGCAGUAUGAAUUUAAUAAUAUCUCAAAGGACUCAACAACAAACGGCCGUGUUUGUGUGCCCGAAUGUGGGGGAAGUGUUGCCGGAAGGCGAAACUGUUGUCGUUUGCUGAACAAGCCGAAAGCGAAUAAUGAAACCGAACGUCUGUCUCGAAACGACCGUAGAGAACAUACCGCAAGCCGCCCCAACCGACCAAACGGACGACAGUGCGCUAAGGAUCGUGAGCAAACAAUUCCUCUGUGGCACUCCGGUUCGAUCGAUCCGGUGGCAUGGUCUGUUUGAGCGCGAACUAGCCUGGGAUGAGCAGGCAGCUUUACUGGACCUCACAGUAGAUCAUCCGCUGGUGCGGCUCUAUCCGCUCAGUGUCGAGUACCAGGCAGCGUUUCUGAAAUAUAUCAUCGCCAAGCUGUCCAGCAUGAACGUUGAGCAACACGAUCGGAUGUAUGAGAAGUAUUGCGCGAUGCUUUCACCCGGUACCGAGCUACCCUUGGACGACCCGUCGAUCGGGCUAAGCUACAAACACUACGAACUACCGCACGGACAGGGUGUUAUAUCGCUGAAAGAAUCCAGCGCCUUCGUAUCUGAAGGUACAACAGGACUGUGUAGCUGGCAGGCGGCCAAAGCUCUCUGCGAACACAUAUCGAACAAUCGGGAUGAUUUCCACGGCCGGAACAUACUGGAGCUUGGUUCCGGGGUCGGUUUGUCCGGUAUCUAUCUAGCGAAAUGCUACGAACCCUCGAUCAUCGUCAUGUCGGAUUGCCACUCUUCGGUACUGACAGCGCUGAAGGAAAACGUCCGGCUUAACUUCCCCAAUGCGGCAUCGGUGGAGUGUGAUAAUCCGCUUGUUAGUCUGCUGCUGGAUAGUGGCAACACACUGAUGGGCGUGAUGGAUCUCGACUGGCAGUAUAUCAGCGCGUCCAACCUAAGCCAGCUGAUCGAACCGGACGUGAUUGUGGCAGCGGACAUCGUGUACGAUCACACACUAUUCCCAGCGCUGCUGUCCACGUUGAACUACAUAUUCUGUCUGUCGAAUAACCGGUGCAAGUUUGUGCUUGCCUGCACUGAACGGAACCAGGACACGUUGAAUGAGUUUCUGCAGCUGUUGAUCACCGCAAAGUUUCGCAUCAACGAAGAGACGGUUUCACCAUCGCGCCACUUUCACUGGGAUAGCAGCGCAUCAAACAUACGUAUCUUUACCAUAACGAGAGCCUUCUCAUAAGAUGCAUACACUAUUUUUUCCCUCAAAAAAGUCUUUUAGAAUCUAUUUUCUAUUUCCCUUCCGAGGCGGAAACUUUUAACCACCUAACCAACCAAAUCGCUAACGCUUUCGUACAGCUUCUCUUUCAGCCCGAAACGUAUCUAUACCUACUUAUCACCUUUUGUCUAACUAUUGCUAUAGUGUCCACACGGGAGUGGCACAAUUUUCAUAUUAUCGACGCCAGAGGGACCACCAGAUGGAAUCACACACACAUACAUAUGAUAGCGUUACUGCAACACGGAAAUGAAAGUAUAAAAAAGCUUGAACGCGACAAACAGUAAAGACAUACCUUAAAGUACACACCAAAACCAACCAAUACCACGGAAAUGGAACCAGUUAACCUGUUUUAAAAACGUCCACUGUUUAGAGCCCAGAACCAUGUGCUAGUUUAAAAUAUGCUAAAUAUAUACAUCUAUUAGUGCAAAUCUAGUAGUA
This is a messenger RNA of Anopheles moucheti, 1947 nucleotides long. RefSeq names its product protein-lysine N-methyltransferase EEF2KMT. Bases 385 to 1473 code for a protein of 362 amino acids. Lineage: Eukaryota; Metazoa; Arthropoda; Insecta; Diptera; Culicidae. The record is from RefSeq and is a predicted model, not a curated record. The transcript has 4 exons.